ACCAAAAACCAUUACCUGCCAUGGGCCAAUGGGUACAAUCCAUCCAUUAUAAAUAUAAGUAGCAAUUAACACGAAUUUCUAAGAUCUAAUUGUUUUCUACAUACACUGCAUGGUUCCAAAUUCCAAUAGACAUCUCUACCUAUUUAUCUCUCUUCCUCUCUUUGGGACUGAGCUCUAUCUUCAUCUCUCUCUAUUUCUCACUAGCUUGCACUCAUGAUCGAGAUGGCUGCCCGGACAGCGGAAGAAAACGCCGUCACCGGUGGACCACAGAACACGAGCAUUGAAGAUUUUGAUCAUCCAAAGAAGCCCAAGACUAGCAAGUUUGCUAUUGCCUGUGCUCUCUUGGCUUGCACAACUUCAAUCUUAUUGGGUUUUGAUAUUGGUGUAAUGAGUGGGGCAUCACUCUUCAUUAAAGAAAAUCUUAAAAUCAGUGACGUUCAAGUCGAAGUGCUUGCCGGUACUCUAAACAUCUACUCCCUCCUCGGUUCCGCCUUGGCCGGGAGAACCUCCGACUGGAUUGGCCGCAAGUAUACCAUUGUCCUCGCUGGGGUCAUCUUCUUGGUUGGAGCUCUCCUCAUGGGAUUCGCUACCAACUACGCCUUCCUCAUGGUUGGUCGGUUUGUUGCCGGAGUCGGUGUUGGCUAUGGUAUGAUGAUUGCUCCUGUCUACACUGCCGAGAUCUCUCCAGCGUCAUUCCGUGGCUUCCUCACAUCUUUCCCAGAGGUGUUUGUCAAUGUUGGCAUAUUACUGGGGUACAUAGCCAACUAUGCCUUUGCCAAGCUCCCGCUUCACUUGGGCUGGCGGUUCAUGCUCGGAGUUGGCGGAGUUCCAGCUAUUUUUCUCACCAUCGGCGUCCUAUUCAUGCCCGAGUCUCCUCGGUGGCUGGUUAUGCAAGGGCGACUCGGAGACGCCAGAAAAGUCCUCCAAAGAACUUCAGAGUCCAAGGAGGAGUGUCAGCUCAGAUUAGACGACAUUAAAGAAGCCGCGGGAAUCCCACCACACUUAAACGAUGACAUCGUUCAGGUCACCAAACGCAGCCGCGGUGAAGGCGUAUGGAAAGAACUGAUCCUUCAUCCUACCCCAGCCGUUCGCCAUAUCUUAAUCGCAGCCAUCGGUAUCCACAUCUUAGAACAAGCGUCCGGUAUAGACACUGUCGUUCUGUACAGCCCGAGGAUCUUUGAGAAGGCAGGUAUCACCUCCGCCAAUCACAAACUACUCGCCACCAUUGCUGUUGGAGGCACCAAGACCGUUUUCAUCUUGGUCGCCACAUUUUUCCUAGACAAGUUCGGACGGCGUCCGUUGCUACUGACCAGCGUGGGCGGAAUGAUCUUUUCCCUCUUGUUUCUCGGUGUUGGCCUUACGAUCGUCGAUCAUCACAAAGGUUCAGUCCCCUGGGCCGUCGGAUUGUGCAUGGCCAUGGUAUAUUUCAAUGUGGCAUUUUUCUCAAUAGGACUAGGGCCCAUCACGUGGGUCUACAGCUCCGAGAUAUUCCCCUUGAAGCUACGCGCUCAAGGAGUAAGUAUCGGUGUGGCUUGUAAUAGGGUGACAAGUGGGAUCGUCUCUAUGACAUUUAUUUCAUUGUACAAGGCCAUCACGAUUGGCGGGGCCUUCUUUCUUUACGCAGGAAUUUCUGCUGCCGCUUGGGUGUUCUUUUAUACGAUGCUGCCCGAAACCCAGGGAAGAACCCUAGAAGAUAUGGAGGUCCUGUUUGGUAAAUACCACAGGUGGAGAAAAGCCAAUGCAAUGCUCAAGGAGAGGAAGCAAGUCGACGGUGACGACAACAACAAUGGCUAAGUUCGCUAGGAAUAAUAAGGGCAAAAGAUUUAUUAGGGUUUGGUAGUAGCAUUUGGCUUUUUUGUCGAAUGAAGUAUCGGAUGCGUCAGUUGUGUGUGUAACUGCUGCGUACAAAGCAUUCUUCUUACUUGUUUUUUUCUUUUGGGAACAUCUCCUAUGCAAUGAAGGAAAUAAAUUUAAGACGGGAUUAGAUAUA
This is a messenger RNA of Pyrus x bretschneideri (Chinese white pear), 1990 nucleotides long. Its product is annotated as putative polyol transporter 1. The record is from RefSeq and is a predicted model, not a curated record. Gene Ontology annotation, molecular function: carbohydrate:proton symporter activity. NCBI's taxonomy places the organism in Eukaryota, Viridiplantae, Streptophyta, Magnoliopsida, Rosales, Rosaceae. Gene Ontology annotation, cellular component: membrane. The transcript has 3 exons. Gene Ontology annotation, biological process: transmembrane transport. The coding region runs from base 214 to 1794 and encodes 526 amino acids.